UCGACACCAAAUUGUGAAAUGUCUGUUCAAAAGCCACAAAUAAAAUACACACAACUUUUUAUUGACAAUGAGUUUCGGGAUUCGGUUAAUGGGAAGCGUUUCCCGACAAUCAAUCCUUCAAACGGCGACGUGAUCUCAGAGAUCGCUGAAGCGGACAGGAAUGACGUCGAUGUGGCCGUCAAAGCGGCUCAACGGGCCUUCGAGUUGGGCUCUGAGUGGCGGACAAUGGAUGCCUCGAAGAGGGGACGACUGAUGCAAAAAUUGGCGGAUCUGAUGGAGAGGGACGCCGAGUAUAUCGCUAGUUUGGACACAUUAGAGAAUGGGUUGACAAUCAAUGACACCAAACACUCAAUGGUUUUCUCUGUGGAACUGAUCCGGUAUUACGCGGGUUGGACUGAUAAGAUACACGGAAAGACCAUUCCUUCAGACGGAAACAUAACAACUCUAACCAGAAUCGAGCCAAAGGGUGUCUGCGCUAUAAUAAUCCCAUGGAAUGCACCGAUGGUUAUGUUGGCCAAGACUAUGGGUCCGGCGCUGGCGGCCGGCAAUACGGUGAUCGUGAAACCGGCGGAACAAACAUCUCUAAGCACUCUAUAUAUCGCUAGUUUGGUUCGAGAGGCAGAGUUCCCGUCGGGAGUGUUCAAUGUUGUCUGCGGUUACGGCGCGAUCGCCGGCGCGGGACUGUCAGAGCACAUGGAUGUCGACAAAAUAACGUUCACCGGCUCUACGGCUGUGGGAAAACUGAUACAACAGGCGUCGGGCGCCUCUAACCUGAAGAGUGUGACCCUAGAGUUGGGCGGAAAGAGUCCGUUAGUGGUGUUCGACGACGCGGACAUCGAUGAAGCGGUCCAUUUGGCACACUUUGCGGUGUUUGUGUGCAACGGACAGGUGUGCUGUGCGGGCAGUCGUACCUUUGUUCAGGAGGGCGUUUACGACGAGUUUGUCCGUAAGAGUGCCGAAGUGGCCGCCGCUCGAGUGGUGGGCGACCCGUUCAACACGAAGACAGUUCAGGGACCGCAAGUCAAUGCCCAACAACUCAAUAAAGUGAUGGAAUUAAUCGAAAGCGGUAUCAAAGAGGGCGCGACACUCGAGACCGGAGGCAAACGGAUCGGUAAUAAAGGCUAUUACGUGGAGCCGACCGUCUUCUCCAACGUUAGGGACGACAUGCGUAUCGCUCGCGAAGAGAUCUUCGGACCCGUCCAACAGAUCAUCAAAUUCAAGACAAUGGAUGAAGUGAUCCAACGCUCCAAUGAUACUAUUUAUGGCUUGGGUUCGGGAAUUGUGACCAAAAGUCUGGAUAAUGUGUUGACGUAUUCACAGGCGGUUAAAGCGGGCACUGUUUGGGUCAACUGUUACUUUGUGGUCACUCCACAGACACCUUUGGGUGGUUAUAAAAUGUCUGGUUUUGGUCGAGAGUUCGGUGAGAAUGCACUCUACGAAUACACCGAAGAGAAGACAAUUACCAUAAGACUUGCGAACAAGAAUUCAUAA
This is a messenger RNA of Medioppia subpectinata, 1491 nucleotides long. NCBI's taxonomy places the organism in Eukaryota, Metazoa, Arthropoda, Arachnida, Sarcoptiformes, Oppiidae. The record is from the annotation of a GenBank genome assembly.